AUGGCCCCCGGCGACGAAUACGCAGCCGGCGGGGGCGGCAAACUCAAACUCAAAGGCUCCAAAGUCAGCGACGGCCGAGUAGAAAAGAAAAAGAAGAAGUCCAAGAAGAGCAAAUCCGACAAGGAGGGUGAAGCUGGCUCUGCGCCGCCCGAAGCUAGACACCCAGAUGAAGACCGGAGGAGCGAGGACCACCAACCGGACCACCACACACCUGAUGAUGCGGGUGCAACAGUAGGCAAGACAGAAGCAGAAAGGAAGUACGAAGAGGCGCGAAAGAAGAGGCUCUUGGAACGUCUAAAGCGGGAAGGAGUCAAGACUCACAAGGAGCGAGUGGAGGAGUUGAAUAAGUAUCUGAGCAGGCUGAGUGAGCAUCAUGAUAUAGAUCAGGUUGAGCUCCCACUGGCCCAGACGCCUGGGAUUGCUGGCGCGCUAUGCGGCCUAAGCUACGAGGGUAGCUGCCUUAGUCGCCUCACUACAGCCUAUCCACGACUCAAGGCCAUUGGCGAGCUCCCCGAAAUCGAAGAGUUUGGUAUCGACCGUACAACCACUUAUGUGCCACACCAAGCGGGGAGACGACAGCAGGUCCGAGCGGUCUACUCUACGCAGAAGUUAUGA
Aspergillus pseudoviridinutans is the source of this 615-nucleotide messenger RNA. RefSeq names its product DUF1754 domain-containing protein. Gene Ontology annotation, cellular component: nucleolus. The transcript has 3 exons. Bases 1 to 615 code for a protein of 204 amino acids. The record is from RefSeq and is a predicted model, not a curated record. Lineage: Eukaryota; Fungi; Ascomycota; Eurotiomycetes; Eurotiales; Aspergillaceae.